Aplosporella prunicola CBS 121167 is the source of this 1215-nucleotide messenger RNA. RefSeq lists its product as uncharacterized. The transcript has 5 exons. Gene Ontology annotation, biological process: nucleosome assembly. Gene Ontology annotation, molecular function: chromatin binding; histone binding. The coding region runs from base 1 to 1215 and encodes 404 amino acids. Gene Ontology annotation, cellular component: nucleus; chromatin. The record is from RefSeq and is a predicted model, not a curated record. Lineage: Eukaryota; Fungi; Ascomycota; Dothideomycetes; Botryosphaeriales; Aplosporellaceae.
AUGUCUGAGCCCAUCCGCAACAAGCGCCUCGACCAGGCCGUCGCGCCCACGCCGCAGAACACCCCGGCCAACGCCGCUCCCAUCUCGUCCCGCGCACAGCAGCCCGGCGUUGCCAGCAUCAAGGAAGAGGACUUGGACCGCGCCACCGCCGCAUCGAUUUUCGCCCAAAAUCCCCAGCUCGUCUCCAUGAUUCAAGGCAAGCUUGGCUCGCUCGUCGGCCGCUCUUCUGGCUACAUCGAGUCGCUUCCUCAAGAUGUCCGUCGCCGCGUUGCCGGCCUGAAGGGCGUGCAAAAGGAGCACUCGAAGCUUGAGGCGGAGUUCCAGGAGGAGGUCCUGCAGCUCGAGAAGAAGUACUUCGCCAAGUUCACUCCCCUCUAUGAGAAGCGUGCCAAGAUCGUCAACGGCGUGGAGGAGCCCUCCGAGGAGGAGGUGCAGGCUGGUGAGCAGCACGACGAGGAUGACGAAGAAGAGGAGGAGGCCGAGAAGCCCGAGGAGAAGUCCGAGGACCCCGCGGAGAAGGUCAAGGGUAUUCCUGAGUUCUGGCUGUCCGCGAUGAAGAACCAGGUUUCGCUGGCCGAGAUGAUCACCGACCGCGAUGAGCCUGCGCUCAAGUCUCUGGUUGACAUCCGGAUGGAGUACCUUGACAAGCCCGGCUUCCGCCUGAUCUUCGAAUUCACCGAGAACGAGUACUUCACAAACAAGACCAUCACCAAGACCUACUACUACCAGGAGGAGAACGGCUACGAGGGUGACUUUAUCUACGAUCACGCCGAGGGCGACAAGAUCGAGUGGCUGCCGAACAAGGACUUGACCGUCAAGGUCGAGAGCAAGAAGCAGCGCAACAAGAACACCAAGCAGACUCGCGUCGUUAAGAAGACUGUCCCCACUGAGUCCUUCUUCAACUUCUUCUCGCCCCCCAAGGCUCCCACCGACGAUGACGAGGAGAUCGGGGAGGACAUUGAGGAGCGUCUCGAGCUCGACUACCAGCUCGGCGAGGACAUCAAGGAGAAGCUCAUCCCUCGCGCCAUUGACUGGUUUACCGGCGAGGCUCUUCAGUUCGAGCAGCUGGACGACUAUGACGAGGGCGAGUUCGAGGAUGAGGACGACGAGGAGGAGGACGACCUCAGCGACGACCGUGACGAGGAGGACGACUCGGACGAGGAGGGUGAUGGCUCAAAGCCCAAGCAGGAGGCUGCCGAGUGCAAGCAGAGCUAA